AUAACCAUGUACAAUUCGUUCGAUAGAUGUCCUGUUUAAUAAAAUUGUAAAAAAGGUCUCCACAGAUAUCUCUUUGGGCCUCUGUGUUUUCAAUUUUUUUCGCGGGUUUUCAAUAAUGGAGGGGUUUCACCUUUCAUAUAUCCCUUUUCGUAACCCUAAAUCAAUGGCUUCCCGCCAAAAAAUAUCCCUGAAUCCUAGUGUUUAAUCUUGAAUUUUGUUACCCAUAUCUUAUUUUGUUUUGUUUUGUUUGUGUGAGAUUAGUUUUUGAUUAUAUCUGUGCAUAUCUUGAUUUUUAUGCAAACGUUGGUUGUAAAUAAAGGACAUUUUUUUAGGGUUCGAAUUCACAAUCCAUGGCAGGGCUGUCAAAGAUAGCUGAUGGGUCUGAAACAGAUUGGCUUAAAACGCCAACAGAUCUUCAGAAUAGUAAUUCUUGGGUAGAUCUGGAGCCAUUUGCAAAAGGGUCUGUUGAAGGUGGUAGAAAGGGUGACCUUAAGUUUUUGUUUGAUCAAAUUGUUUCGGGAUUUUCGAGCGAAAUAUUUGGGGAUAGAUGUUUUAGGCCUCUACCUCCUGUGCUUGGCAAUGGACAGUCUGUGGAUUUGUAUAAUCUGUAUUUGUUAGUGAUAAAGAAUGGUGGUUAUGAAGCUGUUUCUCGAAAUGGGUUGUGGGAUUUUGUUGUGAAGGAGCUCGGUUUGAGUUCUGGGUUUGGCACGUCGUUGAAACUGAUUUAUGCUAAGUAUCUUGAUUCGAUUGAUAUUUGGAUGCGAAGGACUGUUAAGAGUAAAGAGCUGAAAGGUAAAGUAGGAGACAGUGACGCGUUUCAGAGUAUUUUUAUGAUGGACUUGGAAUCUGAAACUAGAGAGCUCUCGUCUGAGAAUAGUGUCGAGAAGGAGAAAGAUGGAGAGCAAUUGCAUUUGGAUUUGGAGGAGAAGAGUAAAUCUAACUUUACCAGUGGUGAAAAGUUCAAUGAAAGGGGAAAAGGUUGGAUUUCUUUGGACUUGGAUUCAGGCAAGGACAAUGGCUGUGACAUGCUAUUUGAUUCUGGUGUAGUUUCUGAAGGUGAGUCCAGCAAAAACCAGGGCCCAAAUGAAGAGGUAAGGAGUUCUGUGCAGUUGAAUGGAAAUGGUGGAAAGUUUGCUAUUGUUGACAAACUUGAUAUAAAUCUUAAGAGUCAAGAUACUUAUGAUGCCUGUAACCAAAAGAGGAAGCGUGUGUGUAUCUCGGCAUCACUUAAUUGGCUCAGAAAAGUUGCCAAGGACCCUGGUAAUAAAGUCAUUGGGUCUUUACCAGAAAGGUCCAAAUGGAAGUAUUUUGGAACAGAGCAUCCAUGGAAACAGUUUUUAUUGGUCCGCCAGGCGAUGAUGGUGAAAAGGAAUGGUAACUCAAGUGCUGAGCAAUCUAUAUGGCAGAAGCAAAAGAUUCAUCCAACCAUGUACGAAGAUCAUUCUAUUUCUGCGACAUCAAGAUACAGCCACAGGAUUGUUUCUGCCAGAACAUAUCAAGCUGUCCUCUCUUUUAAGAAGUCACAAGCACAAUCCUGUUCAGAGUCCACAUCUUCAGAUACUCGUAGUGACUUGGAGGAUUCACUUGCCGGCUUAUGGCUUAAGAAAUAUAGUCGUAGGAGGAUUCCUGUGGGUAUAUAUUUUCAAGCAGAACUUCCGGAAUGGACGGAAAAGGCUUCUGAUAGUGAUUUGAAAAGGGUAGGUACACGUAUUUGGCCUCAGAAAAAGGGUGUGAACCGUAACUGUUUGAUUGAAAGGGAUCCCACUGGAUAUGGGAGACGUGAUCUGUGUGGUUGUGAGAUUAAAGGUUCUUUUGAAUGUAUUAGAUUUCAUGUUUCGGAAAAACGGAUUAGACUAGAGCGUGAAUUGGGGGUGGCCUUUUAUCAAUGGCACGUUGACAAGAUCGGUGAGAAAGUUGCAUUAUCUUGGAAUAAGGCAGAGGAAUCGAACUUUGAGGCUAUAAUAAGGUCAAAUCCUCCCUCUCAAGGUAAGUGUUUCUGGGAAGAAAUAAGUAAAUUUUUCUGUUACAAAAAGAGGGUACAGUUGGUGAGCUACUACUUCAACGUCUUUCUUCUUCGGCGAAGAGGUCUGCAGAACAGGUCCAUCCCAAUCGAAAUUAGCAGUGACGAUGAUGACUUGGACUUUGAAACAACUACAAAUUGCAGUGGACAAACAGUGGUGAGGUCUCCUAAACCCAGUUAUUGUUCGCCAAAGAAGACUCAUCUGAAUUUCAGAUAGUAGGUUCCUGAGUAUUGGCCAGAGCCAUAAAUUGCAGCUUUUUUGUGGGUUAGCUUGAAUGUUCGUGUUAUCUUGGAAGUAGAGAGUCUGUCCAUCUCUUACAGCACGGAGUUCAAAAGGCAUCUGUAAGUUACAGCCGUAUGAACCAAUGGAUUGAUGAUUAUAUAUGCAGAUGGAUUGCUAGUUUAUAGCCCAGUGGUGCUUGACUGCUUGCUUAUGAAAUGUUUUUGGUUAAAAAUUUCUAGUUUUUUCAUUCAUGACGCAUACACACACACCCUUUCAAGUUGCCUUUUAAAAGCUCUGUGGUCUAUUUGGACUUAUAAAAGCACAAAGAUGUGCAUACCAGUUUAUAAAAGGAAAGUUUUGCAAAAAAAUUUAGAAAGUG
Messenger RNA from Daucus carota subsp. sativus, 2622 nucleotides. RefSeq names its product AT-rich interactive domain-containing protein 1. NCBI's taxonomy places the organism in Eukaryota, Viridiplantae, Streptophyta, Magnoliopsida, Apiales, Apiaceae. Bases 351 to 2237 code for a protein of 628 amino acids. Gene Ontology annotation, molecular function: DNA binding. The transcript is spliced from 2 exons. The record is from RefSeq and is a predicted model, not a curated record.